This is a messenger RNA of Paramecium sonneborni, 246 nucleotides long. Lineage: Eukaryota; Ciliophora; Oligohymenophorea; Peniculida; Parameciidae. The record is from the annotation of a GenBank genome assembly.
AUGAAUAUAGAUUACUUAAUCAAAAAUUCCCCAAACUCCACUCCUGAUGAAUGUGUCAUUAUGGAUACAGAUUUAUAGGAUUAAAGCAAGAGCUAAUUAGAUGAUGAUUACUUUUUAAAUAAAAUUGAAACUCAUAAAUUUGUCGUCGGUAUCUCUAAACCGGGUGAAAUGAGAAUUGGACUUUAAACUAUAAAUAAAAAGAAAAUCACUGUCAAAGGCAUCCUUGGUAUACAUGAAAAAUAAUGA